CUGUCAAAAGAGCAGUGUAAUUCUUUCGUGUCUCUUAAAACCUUUCAUCCGAUAGUCACGUGGACAGCAUGUGUCUGACACAACCAGGAGCACGAGGUGAUCACAUGAUCAGAAGAAGUUGAUUGGAUAGAACGGGCGUGCCUUCGUUUCCACAGGCUGCCCGAUUGGUUGUUUGAGAAAGUGUGUCUAUGUGUUGUUUUAUCCCUUGCUAGGGAACACAUCCCAACAGCUGACUCGAGUGUGAUCGGUGAAUGGCUUUGUUCAUUACAUGUAUAGAAAGUUUCAAUUUUGACAAUGCAUAGUUUAACAUUAUCUCCGCCAUCUUCUCCCCAUCAAAAUUUUUCUGAAGAAAAAAUUAACUUGCAAAAUAUUCAUUUGGGACAAGUAGAUUUGGAUGCGGUAGAAACUUUAUUAUCCUUUAGUAGACAGGCUGUGAAUAAUAAUGGAUUGAAAUCAAAUGAAAAUGUGCCUACUCAUUCUGAAGAUGAAUUGGACGAAAUAGAAAGAAACAAAGAAAAAAACAAUUCCGAAUUAGAACGACUUCUUCUCAAUCAUACUCCACCCCCUACGCCUACGAAACAUCUGACGUCAAUGCCGGUUUCUGUUAUAAUGAAAGCACCGAGAAAAUCAAUAGUGCCACAGGGACCAGAGAAAAGUGAGGAAAAAAUCGAAGACGGUAGAAAUUCGGAAAAUCUGAGUGAAAGUUUAAGCUUUGCUAACACAAUAAGGGAACAGGCAAAUUUCGUAAUAUCCUCAAGUACUCAAACGAGUGAGGUGAUUAAUAACAAUCCGUCGACGGAGUCUGCAGUUUACGCAAACAAACCGAUAACAAUAGCUCCGAGACCCGCAACUAUUAUUCCACUGGUGCCUACUUUAGCCAAUUUUUCCACUUCGAACAGUGUUAAAUCUUCGUUAACGCCGGGUUCUACCUUUCUGUUUACUCCUAACUCGUUGGAGACGUUGUCGGCCACUACCGGUUCUUCGGUUGUUCAGUUAUUUGUUACCAGGCCAUCUCAAAUUCACGAGAUUUCUAAUCAGGUAUCCGCCACGUCAUCAUCUGUGAUAUUUGCAACCGAACUAAAUUCUUGUGAAAGUUCUGCAAGUACCAGGAAGAGAUCUUUCAGAUGUACUUAUCCCAACUGCCAGAAAACGUAUUAUAAAAAUUCUCAUCUCAAAGCACACCUUCGUAAACACACAGGAGAAAAACCUUUCGUUUGUACGUGGGAUAAUUGCAACAGGAAAUUUUCUAGAUCGGACGAAUUGUCACGUCAUAAAAGAACUCAUACGGGGGAAAAGAAAUUUAUCUGUUCAACAUGCGAAAGGAAAUUUAUGAGAAGCGAUCAUCUAGCAAAGCACAUUAAACGUCAUGCAACUAAUAAAAAAGAUUUCCUUUGGAAAGCUUCUCUUCAGCCAAAUAAACUGUUAGAACCAGUUAAUAUGCAACUUAAGGAAGACAUUUCUUCUAAAAAACAAUUCAUUUUUGUAAAAACGUAAAUUUUUUAUUUAAAAUUGAACGUUACAUUAAUUAUUUAUUAUCCUUUCAACUCCAUUGUGAUUGAGCGUUACGAAACAAAGAAUUUUGGUCCUCUCUACUUGAAUGUUGAAUAUUUUGAAAAAUUUGUAAAUAAUUUAUUAGUGUCGAUGUAAAUAUUCCCAUUAUCUUUAUUAAAUGAUUAUUAA
Centruroides sculpturatus (bark scorpion) is the source of this 1680-nucleotide messenger RNA. Its product is annotated as Krueppel-like factor 10. The coding region runs from base 295 to 1494 and encodes 399 amino acids. Gene Ontology annotation, molecular function: RNA polymerase II cis-regulatory region sequence-specific DNA binding; DNA-binding transcription factor activity, RNA polymerase II-specific. The transcript has 4 exons. The record is from RefSeq and is a predicted model, not a curated record. Gene Ontology annotation, biological process: regulation of transcription by RNA polymerase II. NCBI's taxonomy places the organism in Eukaryota, Metazoa, Arthropoda, Arachnida, Scorpiones, Buthidae.